AUGGCGCGCGCCCUCCUCCGCCGCGCGCUCUCCCUCGCCCCCGCGGCACCGACGGGUCUUUCAGCCAUCUCCUCCUCCACCACCACCGCCGCCGUCGCGCCCCUGCGCUCCCCAUUCGACGACCGCCUCCUCCGCCUCCUGCGCUCCGAGAUCUCCUACAUCUCCGACCGCCGCCCGCCCUACCGGCCGCCGACCAGCUUCAAGUCGUUCGCCGUGGAGGACCGACCGGGGGAGCAGUGGGUGCGCCUGCGCGCCGCCCACGGCCCGACCGAGCAGAUCAAGAUCGACGCCACGCUGUUCGACGGCGCCGCGGAGCCGGGCCCGGACGCGUCCCUCUUCCACCGGGUCGAGGCGCUCGAGCGGGGCCCGCGCCUCCACCUCAGCCUCAUCGUCGAGGUCGCCCGGGCCGACCGCGUCCUGGGGUUCAUCUGCUCCGCCUGGCCCGACGACCUCACCAUCCGCCACGUGCUCACCCUAAGAGGAGCCGGCGCCGCUGCAAGUGACCGCAGUGGGCGUGACUUCGCGAAGCUGGAGCCUGCGGAGAGGGAGGCGGUGAAGGAGUUCCUGCAGGAGAGGGAGGUGGACGCCGAGCUCGCCGAGUUCCUGCACGACUACGUGGCCAACAAGGAGAAGAUGGAGAUGCUCCGGUGGUUGAAGACGGUCGAAUCGUUCGUCGAGAAGUAAACUAUGGGGCUGCAGGCAUGAUGGUAGCAGGUGAGAUGGCCGCACGCACUCGUGCAUAUAUUCAGAGA
Molecule: messenger RNA, 752 nt
Organism: Lolium rigidum
Lineage: Eukaryota; Viridiplantae; Streptophyta; Magnoliopsida; Poales; Poaceae
Exons: 3
Coding region: 1-684 (227 amino acids)
Cellular component (GO): mitochondrial matrix
Source: RefSeq, a predicted model, not a curated record